This is a messenger RNA of Leucoraja erinaceus (little skate), 3371 nucleotides long. RefSeq names its product gastrula zinc finger protein XlCGF8.2DB-like. The transcript has 2 exons. Lineage: Eukaryota; Metazoa; Chordata; Chondrichthyes; Rajiformes; Rajidae. The coding region runs from base 1289 to 2347 and encodes 352 amino acids. The record is from RefSeq and is a predicted model, not a curated record.
GAUUGAAUACACUGACAUCGAACCUUAUUCUUUUUUUUUUGAAACAACGGCACUCGACAGCUGCGAUUUUAAAAUUCCAAUACAGUUGUUAAUUUAGAUAAUUUGUCCUCUGGAGCAAAUCUCAACUGGCUAUUCCUGAAAGUAAUCAGCUUUCCGUGGCAGAAUCCUUGGCUCAUCGAUGGCGGCGUGUUCAUCCAGAAUACAUUGCGCGCCAGAAAGCGCUGUAUCAGUGCCGACAAGCGCCAGGUGCGCAUGCGCUCGAUGGCAGUCGGCUGUGGGCGCACGGAGACCGGGUGGUGGCGACGUCAUGCGCAGCCGGUUGGAGGUUGUACGGAUCCGUACUGUGGGUCGGGCUGGAGGGAGGGAGGGAGCGCCUGCCGUGAUUAAUAUCCCAUCGGCUCCUUCUCUCCUGACCUGGGACGGUCUUGCGGGCCGCUUCGGCGGAGUAAUCGCCCACCGGCGGCUGCAAGGGCGACGAGUGGGCGCGGCCAUCUUGGUGACACACUGGGGUCAGGGGGCGGUCUCCAACCCUGACCCCGCGGCGGCCGCGUCAUUGGCCGCUCCGCAGAUGCGCGUCCCAACCUGAGCAGCGGGAGGCUGCAAAACAUCCUUCGAUGCAGGAGCAGGAGCAGGAAGCAGGAAGCCAUUCGUUGCUCCGCCAUUCAAUUUUGCCUGACCUGCUGAGAUUUGCAGCAUCUUCUAUUCUCUGCCAUAAACAUUAGAAAUGUGUGUUCCGAAUUCCUGCUCCAUACUGGAGAGAAAACCUGCAUACAGUUUUUGAGUGAAGAUGGGACCAGAUAACAAGUCAACUGUCUAUUCCCUCCAUGAAUGUUGCCUGACCUCGCUGAGUUGCUCCAGCACUAUGCGUUUCACUCAAGAUUCCAGCAUCUGCAGUUCCUUAGCCAAACACCAGCUCAUGGAAAAAGGCCCUUGAGCCCAUAGAGUCUUUGCUCACCAUCGAUCACCUGUACACUAGUUCUAUGCUAUCCCACCCUACACACUAGGAGAAAUUUACAGAAGCUGAUUGACCUGCACGUCUUUGGUAUGUGGGAGGAAAUCAGAGCACCCAGAGUAAAUCCACGUGGUUACAGUGAGACCCUACAAACUCCGUACAGACAGCACCCGUAGUUGGGAUCGAACCCGGGUCUCUGCUGUGAGGCAGCAGCUCUAUCGCUGCACCACCGUGCCACCUUAGCUCACUGACUGUGUGGUGGGCGGAGGGGAGAUACCGCUCAUUUGCUUUUCCUGUUUUGUGAUUGAGUUUUCAACUCAAUUGUCCAACCUGGAGAUGCUGAAGAACACACGUAAUACAGAGAGGCAGUGGAAAUGCGGUGAAUGUGGGAAAGGCUUCCGCUUCCGUUCACAGCUGGAAAUACAUCGUCGCAACCACACCGGGGAGAGGCCGUUCACCUGCUCCACAUGUGGCAAAGGAUUCACUCUGUCCUCCACCCUGCUGACACACCAGUCCAUUCACACGGGGGAGAACCUGUUCACCUGCCCGGUGUGUGGCAAGGGAUUCAAUUUUUGGUCCCACCUGCUGAGACACCAGCGAGCCCACAGUGACAAGCGGCCGUCUCGCUGUCCGCGCUGUCGGAAGAGGUUCAAGAGCGCCGAGGAUCUGGCCAAACACCAGCUCGUCCACACGGAGAGGCGUUUCUGUUGCUCCCGCUGUGGGAAGGUGUUCAAGCGAUUGCCCAACCUCGUGGAGCAUCAGCACAGUCACACUGGGGCGAGGCCCUUCUCCUGCUCUGUGUGCGGGAAGGGAUUCACGAGGUCAUCCACCCUCCUAACGCACCAGAGCGUUCACAACGGGGAGAAGCCCUUCCCCUGCUCCUUGUGCGGGAAGGGCUUCACGCGGCCAUCCAACCUCGCCACCCACCAGCUCGUCCACACCGACGAGAAGCCUUUCGGGUGUUCCGUCUGCGAGAAGACCUUUAAAGCCUCCAGGGAUCUGCUGAGGCACCAGCCGGUCCACUCCGGGGAGAGGCCAUUCACCUGCUCCGUGUGCGGGAAGGCGUUCAGCCUCUCCUCCAGUCUUCUGACCCACCGACGCAGUCACUCCGGGGAGAAGCCCUUUGCCUGCCCCAUGUGCGGCAAGCGGUUCAUGUACUCGUCCCACUACACCGAACACCAGCUGGUUCACUCUGAGCACAGGCCUUUUAAAUGUGCCGAAUGCGAGAAAAGUUUUAAAAGCACAAAGGACCUGCUGAAACACCAGCGCAUCCACACCGGGGAGAGACCCUUCAUCUGCUCUAUAUGUGGGAAAGGGUUCACUCGCUCGUCCCACCUAAUGAGGCACCAGCGGGUUCACAGAAGGCUGCAGAGUUUGGAUGCUGACUUCUUUUAGACUUUAGAGAUACAGCACGGAAACAGGCCCUAUGGCCCAACGCGUCCGUGUCGACUAACGAUUACCCCGUGCACAUAUCACUAUCCUAAACACUGGGGACAAUUUACAAAUUUUACCAAAGCCAAUUAACGUACAACAUGCACGUCUUUGGACCAGGAGAAAGCAGGAGCACCCGGAGAAAACCCAGCGGGUCACAGAGAGAACAUACAAACUCCAUACAGACAGCACCCGUCGUCAUGAUCAAACCUGGGUCUCUGGCGUUGCGUCACCGUGCUGCCCUCCGUUUUGCUCUGCUGCUGUUAAUCACAUCCAGGCAUAAACUGCGUUCAUGCUGCUGAUGUUACUGUCUGGAAAUUCCCAGGUAUAGACGAUGGGUGAGAAACCUACCAAAUAACAAAGGACCUAUAUUGAGUGGAUGUAGAGAGGUUGUUUCCAGAGGUGGCAGGAUCUAAUACAAGAGGGCACAGCCUCAGAAUAAAACAACGUACCUUUAGAAUGAGGAUGAGGAGGAUUUUUUUUGUUUUAGCCACAAGGUGGUGAAUCUGUAGAAUUCAUUGCCACAGAUGGCUGUGGAGGCCAAGAUAUGGGAUAUUUUUAAAGCUGAGAUUGAUAGUUUCUUGAUUAGUAAGGACGUCAAAGGUUACGGGGAGAAGACAAGGGAAAAUUGAGAGGGAAAAAUAGAUUGGCCACAAUGGCAGAGCUGGAUGGGCUGAAUGGCCUAACUCUGCUUAUCUGUCUUAUGUCUAUUAAAUCAGAAUUUGUUUCGAGCAUUCUGCUGAUCAAACCAAGACAGGAUGGGACCAACUGAUAUUCUAGAAAAUUGCAGUGUUCAUACUUUUAUACCUUGUGUUAUGUUAUUUUCUACCCCAUUCCUACCCAUGCAAUUGGUCACUAAACCUAGAAUCACUUUCAGCUACUGGACUCUGUAUUCUGUAGCAUGAUCUUUUAAAGUGUGAAUAGUGUUUCAGCCCAGCAAACUUUUUGCUUUUAAAAAUAAAUUAUUAAACCAGUAUUUUAACAAAAA